This is a messenger RNA of Meloidogyne enterolobii, 405 nucleotides long. The record is from the annotation of a GenBank genome assembly. NCBI's taxonomy places the organism in Eukaryota, Metazoa, Nematoda, Chromadorea, Rhabditida, Meloidogynidae.
AUGCUUUCUAAUGAUUUCAUUAUUAUUGGCAUCGUUAAUGAUCAAACAUUGGAGACUUUAUUUAAAUUUGUGACAAAUGGUGAAAAUAAUUUUAAUAGAGUUUAUUUUAAUCAAAACGACUACCCAAAACUUAACGAUUUUAUUAUAAAGCAUAUAGAAACAGGAGAUGUAUUUAAAAUGGUGAGGAAAUUAAUAUUCAGUGUUACUCAAAAACCUAUUAUAAGUAAACAUGCAAAAAAUAUCGAAAUCAAAGUUGGAGACAACAAUUUAAAAUGUACUAAAUAUCAACUUUCUAAUAAAUGGGAUCCAGAAAUGAAGUUUUGUAUUUAUAAUAGAGAAAAAGCGAUUUACGUUGGAAGCGAUUUACGUCCAGCUUUUGAUGUUGAAAUUAAAAGAACUAAUUGA